Molecule: messenger RNA, 1695 nt
Organism: Mus musculus (house mouse)
Lineage: Eukaryota; Metazoa; Chordata; Mammalia; Rodentia; Muridae
Gene: Arpc5l
Product: actin related protein 2/3 complex, subunit 5-like
Exons: 4
Coding region: 633-938 (101 amino acids)
Biological process (GO): Arp2/3 complex-mediated actin nucleation; regulation of actin filament polymerization
Cellular component (GO): actin cytoskeleton; Arp2/3 protein complex; cytoskeleton
Source: RefSeq, marked validated
GCUUCCCGCCCCCAAGCGGAGCCGGUGCGGAGGGGAGCCGGGAAAGAGCGAAGCCUAGGCGGCUGAGUGGCCGCCGCGCUCCCGCCAUGGCCCGGAACACACUGUCCUCACGCUUCCGCCGCGUGGAUAUCGACGAAUUUGACGAGAACAAAUUCGUAGACGAGCACGAAGAGGCAGCGGCGGCGGCGGGCGAGCCAGGCCCCGACCCCUGCGAGGUAGACGGGCUCCUGCGGCAAUAUCCUUCCCGGCGCGGCGGCCCGGCUCGGCCUUCGCACCCUGAUCACCCCAGCCCCAGUCUCCCGGUCCUCCGCCCAACCCCAGCCCCUCCCGGCUCCUGUCAGUCCCAGGUUCUCCCGGUCUGUGGUUGGCCUUACGCCUUUCUCAGCAGCGCAGCCCUGGAGCUCCUCUCCCUCUGCUCUGCUGCGCUCCGCAUCCUUCUGGGUGUCCGUGCAUCGGCCUUGGUAUCCCUUUAUCCCUCCUUAUAGUAAGCGGGGUCAUUCCCAGGUGCUGCCCUCAGGAGGGACCGAGGUGAACCACCUUGGAUUCAUUGAGCAGCCAGGGCCACUGCCCUACUGCGCUUGUCUAACUGGCUUUCUUGGGCCCGAUUGUAGCCCGGCGUGAAAAUAGGGGACAUGCUUCGGGCGUUCCAUGCAGCUUUGCGGAACUCACCAAUCAACACCAAGAAUCAAGCUGUGAAGGAACGAGCCCAGGGUGUAGUCCUGAAAGUACUCACAAACUUUAAGAGCAGCGAAAUUGAGCAGGCUGUGCAGUCACUGGACAGAAAUGGCAUUGAUUUGCUAAUGAAGUACAUUUAUAAAGGGUUUGAGAAGCCUACAGAAAAUAGCAGUGCAGUGCUACUCCAGUGGCAUGAAAAGGCCUUAGCUGUAGGAGGACUAGGCUCCAUUAUAAGAGUUCUUACAGCAAGAAAGACUGUUUAAAAAAAAAUCCUGUUACCUUGAGAAGAAUUUUGGAUGCCCAGGCUGGUGAAGAAGGGACUGACAAUGGACCAUCUUCCUAGAACUCCCAACUAAAUACUUCAGGACACAUCUUCUGGAAUGUAUUUUACUUUUGAGGUGGAGGGAGAAAUUGUCUUAUUGAUUCCUAAAUUCUUUGCAGGAUCAGAAUGUCUGCCUUUGUCUACAGAGUUAACACAGAACCAACACUUGACUAUCAGGCUGACUGGCCAGAUUAUGUCAGGUGUACCUGUGAGCACUGUCUGUUUGAAAUGGGGAGGGACUGUUUGGGCAGGUGCAGAUCCACAGGCUGUGGUGAAAAGGAGAGCUUGGGUUCUGAAGCGGAAAAACCUGAGAGUUUGUACAGACAUCCUGUCUUCUCAGAGAAGACAGGCUCUCUUGGGUUCAUUGUAAAGUGCCUGCUGCAUCAAUAAAGCUCUUGGCUUAUUAGUCUAUUCAUCGCGGUGUGUUCUCUGUAUGUUAAGUGGGAAAAGAAAGGGUUAGUAAUGAAUGAUGAUAGUUGGGUUUGGAAAGCUGAUGUAGAAGGAGUACAGGUGUCCCUGUCCUGCCAUCCCUGGGGGAGGGGGAAAGCAAGCAGGGCGACGACACAGCUGUGCCAUAUUUCAACUACAGAGGUGCUGGAUGCUACCGAGAGACCUUUUGCUGAGUGUUUAUUUUUCUUACUCUUUUGAUUUGUAUGUAAUUUUGGAGCUUAUUUAAUAAAGUGCCAAACCUUUAAUGA